UUGUGUGGGUGUGUGUGUGCAAGUGUUUGUUUUUGUGUGUGUCUGAGUUUGUGUCUAUGUCUGUAUCUGUGUGUACAAAUGUAUGCGUCUUGUGUUUAUGUGAGUGUUUUGAUGUGUGUGUCUUUGAUGUGUGUGUGUGUGGGGGGGGGGUUGUUAGUUUCAUGUAUGGGUGUGUUUGUGUGUUUUACGUGUGCUUGCAUGUCUGUAUUUGUGUGUACAAAUUUAUGUUUGUGUGAGUGUUUUGGUGUGUGUCUUUGACGUGUGUGUGUGUGUCGGGGUGGGGGUUGUUAGUUUCAUGUAUGGGUGUGUUUGUGUGUUUAUGUGUGCUUGCUUGCAUGGCUGUGUUUCUGUGAGUGUGUGUCUGUCUGUAUUUGUGUGUACAAAUUUAUGUUUGUGUGAGUGUUUUGGUGUGUGUCUUUGAUGUGUGUGUGUGGGGGGGGGAUUGUUAGUUUCAUGUAUGGGUGUGUUUGUGUGUUUUACGUGUGCUUGCAUGUCUGUGUUUGUGUGAGUGUGUGUCUGUCUGCAUUUGUGUGUACAAAUUUAUGUUUGCGUGAGUGGUUUGGUGUGUGUCUUUGUCGUGUGGCGUUAGUUUCAUGUGUGUGUUUUCUGUGUGCUUGCACGUUUGUGUGUGUGUCUGAGUUUAUGCGCGUCUGUAUUCAUGUGUACAAACGUAGUGUUUGUGUGUGUGUGUGUGUUUACGUGUGUGUGUGUUUUUUUUUCUACUCUUGUGUGUGUGAUUUAAGAGAAUUGUGAAUGGCCAUUGUUGCAUGUUUCCGGUCAGGGUGGCCUGUUAAUACACGCGCUUUUUCGUCCUCCUCUCACCUGAAUGAAAUUGGACUCUGUGCUCCUGGUAGCCAUACUUCACCCGCCUCAAGUGCAUUUAUGGGGACGGUCCGCUCCGGGAACGAGCCGCCGGUCCGCAAAAGAAGAGAAUGGAUCGUACCCGCGUGGCCAGUCAAGGAAAAUGUCGAUCACACACAAAAGGAGUCCAUAGCCAAGAUUCGAUCGGAUUUCCAAGUUGACAGGGACAUCAGCUACUCCCUGGAGGGCGUCGGUGCCACCCAGUACCCCUUCAACGUCUUUGUGGUGGACCCCAAAACGGGACUCAUUCGCGUCACUCAAGUGCUCGACAGGGAGGCCAUCGACACCUACAACCUGUUGGCCAUCGCCAGGUUCAACGACGGCGCCGAGGCCGAGAAAAGGAUCGACCUACGCAUAAAGGUGCUGGACGAGAAUGACAACGAGCCGCAGUUUGACUCCACGGAUCCCGUGGACGUGUACGAACGGAGCCCUGCGGGAACGCCCGUCACAAGAGUCACCGCGACUGAUGCCGAUGAACCUGGCAAUCCCAACUCUCAGCUGCUCUACACCAUCGUGAAGCAGGAACCCCCUCACAACAUGUUUCGCAUUAACAAAGACGGAAACAUCUACGUGGACAAGUCCACUCUGGAUAGAGAGGAAACAGACCAAUACUUUGUAACGGUGCAAGCUCAGGAUCUCAAUGGCGACCCUGACGGACUCACGGGGACCAGUACGGUGACUAUUAACGUGCUGGACGUCAACGACAACCUUCCGACGUUGGAAAAAGACCAGUACGAGGGCAGCUUUAUGGAGAACACGCAGGGCGUGGAGGUGAUAAGGAUCAAAGCUCAAGACUUGGACCUGGAGGAUACGGAAAACUGGCAAAGUGUGUUUGAUAUCGUCAAAGGCAACGAGGCCAAGUAUUUCAGCAUCAAAACAGACCCAAAGACCAACGAGGGUGUCCUCAUGCUUGAUAAGGCUGUGGAUUACGAGGACGUGAAGGAUCUUGUUCUAGGAUUGACCGUGAGGAACAAGGCUCCACCUUAUGAAGGACUUGAAGAAAGCACGACCUAUAAAACUUAUCCCGUCAAAAUCAACGUACAAAACCAACGUGAGGGUCCAUAUUUUGACCCUAAAGUCAAAGUGGUCACUUUGUCGGAGGGAGGCAGCACCAUUAGUAUUAAUGAUGUAAUUACUCGCUACCCGGCACUAGAUGGCGACACUGGGAAACAAGCUGAGAAAGUCAAGUAUCUUAAAGGUUCCGACCCCGACAACUGGCUCACCAUCGAGCCGAAAACCGGUGACAUCACACUGAACAAGAUGCCCGACAGAGAGUCCACUUUCUUGGUGAACGGGACCUACUACGCUAAGAUACUCUGUAUUUCCGAAGACAUCCCCUCAAGCACCGCCACCGGGACCGUGGCCAUCCAGGUGGAAGACUUCAACGACCACUAUCCCACACUGACCAGCACCCUCCAGACUCUGUGCAUUCCCGACGACGCCGUCAUCGUCACCGCUGUCGAUGAAGACGACUACCCUAACGGUGCUCCUUUCACCUUUGAAAUCAUCCCAGAGGGCGCGAAGGGAAAAUGGCAGGUGGAGCAUCUCAAUGAUACUGCAGCCAUCUUGAGGGCUCAGCACUCCUUAUGGCCUGGUCUCCACGAGGUGGAAUUAUUGGUGAGGGACGAGCAGGGGGAGGCGUGCCCGGAGCCGCAGAAGGUGACGGUCCAGGUGUGCACCUGCGAGGACCGAGUGAGUUGCGGAAGCCAAGGCGGAAUGGGUCAGCCCAACAAGAGGUCCGCGUUAGGACCCGCAGGCAUCGGAUUGCUGUUACUGGGCCUGCUGCUGCUACUGCUUGUUCCCCUGCUGGUGCUCUUCUGCCAGUGUGGUGGCGCUGUGAGGCUGCCAGUGGGUGCGGCGGACAUACCAUUUGAAACCAAGUCACACUUGGUCAACUACUGCACCGAAGGCCAGGGGGAGAACGCGGAGGUUCCGCUAAACCUCAUGCCGACAAAGAUGGUGGCCGAAGACGUGAGGGAUCGCAUGAACCAGUCGGUCUUUGUGGACGCCUUCGAGGGAAACGUGGCGCAGUCGUGGGCGAGGAGGCAGGGCAACGCGAACGCCUUCUACUCCAGGUUUGGGGGUACAGCGGUGGGAGGCCAGGCCACGGCAGCGUACGACAGCAUCGCUCUACCGGAACACCUGCUGGCGCAAUACUACCAGCAGAGGGUGUACAGCAGAAGUGGCGCAGGCAGUUUGGCGGAGAAGGACGCUCAGUUGAAGUACAACUUUGAGGGCCAAGGCUCCUCGGCCGGCUCGGUGGGCUGCUGUAGCCUCCUGGAGAACGACGUCGACCUGCAGUUCCUCGACCACCUCGGCCCCAAGUUCAAGACUCUGGCGGAGGUGUGCUGUGGCCAGAAGAUCCAACAAGACGUCUCGCCGCUGCCCACAAAGGUUGUGAUUGAAAAGAGUCCGGAACUCCCAAAGCUGCCAUCAGUUGUCCCCAGCGUAGACCCGACCAUGACACAGGUGGUGGAGGAAAACACGACUACGCGGAACCAAGGGAUGACGGCAGUGAUGGGAGGGAUGGAAAACCAAGGCCAGAUGUUCUUGCUUCAGCAGGAGCAGCCUCUCUACUACACUGCUGCUGCCCCCAUGCAGUACGUAGUCCAGCCACAAGUCCAGAACACCAUGCUGUUGGCUGAGGCACCAGCUACCAACCUCCAGGGUGUGGUUCUGGCAGCACCUGCGCAAGGCAUGCUAGUGUCCAGCAGACACACCAAGGAAGCCGGCGUGGUGCUGGUGGAGAACCCCAAGGUCCAGACCAAGAUCCACGCAGGAAAACAUCCUGGACUCCAGAGCAUGGUAGUGGUGGAACGCAAGCUCCCUGUUGGGUCUGUUAAAGGUUUCAGAGGGAGCCAAACCUCGCUGGUGCAAGGAGGUGGAGAAGCUGGGUGGAUUUCUGGUGCUCAACGAGUCGUCCUGGUGGAAGGCUCAUCCAGCGGAAAUGAAAGUGUGUCCCAGAAGAGGAACAACUCUGGAUCUGUAAAGUCCUUCAACAUCAAGGGCACCACCACCAAGUCCACUGGACCUCAGGUGUCUUUUCCCAGAAUCCCAACAUACCGCAAGGUGGUGGUGCAGCAGACACGCAAAUAACGGAUUUUGGCCAUGCGGCGUUCCCAGCAGAGACGCAACAUGGAUACUUCUCCCAACUGGAUUCGGAGUCGAAGGGUGACAGAGUCAAAUCACGCUGACUGAAGAACACCCUCAGAAAUCCCCUCUCUCUUAUUUUUGGUAUGUGAAAAGAUGUUUUUUUUUAUGCACUUCCAAGCAAAAACAAGGAAUGUACCCCACCCCCACAUCGCGUGAAAUGAACGUAAGGUCGCUAUGAAUGCUUGGCCCGGCCGGCGUGAUAACGCCAUUGGCCAAGGGCCAAUGAGAGCGAAGCUGUUUUCCAUAUUUAUGUUGAGAAAAUGAGUGAUCCGAUAAGCGCAAAGGUUAUUUACGUGUUGCAUAUUAAAUGAGAAACCCGGCCAUGAAAAAGACCGAUUAGAACAGCUUGAAAAGAGACUUUCUGGACAUUUCUAAUUAUCUUGCAAAAUUGAUCAAAGGACAUCGAAGAUUAUUAAAAAAAAAAUAUAUAUAUAUAUAUAUAUUUUUUUGCUGGACGGGAGCCUUUAAAGUCGUUCAAAAUGGUAAAAAGCUAAAAAGAAUUCCAAAUAAAAGAAAAGCGCAAAGCAAGUGCACUUUGGGUGUGUCGGCGCUGAGAUUUUGUGUGCUUGUGCAUGUGUGAGCUUCCCCCUUGCAAAACCGGUUUCAACCCCCCAACACACACACACACACACACGCGCGCACACACACACACACACACACACACUCAUCGCCACUUUUUCCCGGUGCCACUGCAACGCUUCAUUAUUCUCAUUUGGUAACAUGAAUGAGUGCAAAUGUCAUUGAUUUCAUUUAUGUGUAUUGUUCAUAUUGUCGUGAGCAGCCAAACUUGUGUUCUUAUGUCGCAGUUAUCGCACUUUAUCUCUUUCGCCUCGCUAUUAGCUCGUCAUACCAGAGUUAUAUAAUUACGCAGUAUUCAGCAUUUCGAUGACGGACACUGUCGCUUUGUUAAGACACACCUGUGGAGGAGGAAAAAUCCAGCAGGUAGCAAGGCCACGCCUCGUCUAUCCUCGGAAGCUAUCGAAUUCCAAAAUAUUGAAAGUGUCACUUUGACAAGGUCAAAUGAAGUGUUAUGGAUAAACAUUUGAGAGUCACUGAUGGCGAAGCGCUACACUGGCCUGACUUUGGUGCGGGCAGCGUGGGUUCAGUUCCCAGUCAGUGACUGUGCCAAUGGUUGUCCGUGUCUAUAUGUGCCCUGCGACUGACUGGCGACCAGUCCGCCUUUUGCCCGAAGUCAGCUGCGUAGGUUAAUAUUUGUAAAAACAUUGGCAACAUUGGCUAGUAAAACGAGUUGUUUUGAUGGACGACUUCUUUUGGGCGCGGUCGCCAGUGUAAGGCUUAAGUCCGAAGUCAUCAUCAUGUGAGUCAAUUGAACGUGACUCAUAGACUUAAGUCCUUGUUUAUGCUCUCAAGUCACGUCAACACCAAGACCUGCUCCUGCAGGGUAGAGUGCACUCUCCGGGUCGGGGGGAAGAGAUCCUGCCCCAGGUGGAGGAGUUCAAGUAUUUCGGGGUCUUGCUCACGAGUGAGGGAGGACCGGAGCGGGAGACCGACAGGCGGGAUCCGUGCAGCGUCUGCAGUGAUGCGGACUCUGUAUCGGUCUGUUGUGGUGAAGAAGGAGCUGAGCUCUCGAUCUCCGUUCCUACCCUCACCUAUGGUCACGGGCCGUGGGUCGUGACCGGAAGAACAAGAUCGCGGAUUCAGAGUUGAGCCGCUGCUCCUCCGCAUAGAGAGGAGCCCGAUGAGGUGGCUCGGGAAUCUGAUUAGGACGCCCCCACCCGGACGCCUCCCCGGUGAGGUGUUCCGGCCACCGGGAGGACACGCUGGAGAGACUGUCUCUCGGCUGGCCCGGGAACGCCUCAGGAACGAAGCGUCUGGGCUUCCCUGCUUAAGCCGCCGCCCCCCGCGACCCGACCUCGGAUAAGCCGAAGACAAUGGAUGGACGCUGCAAAUCUGAAAAGCUGGUUAGCAAACGUGUGCUUAAAGGCAUUUAAACAAAGUGAUGGCGUUUGUAUUUUUCCAAAUUUUGACGCCAACAUUUUCCCACUUGCUGCAAACGAACAUUGGUUGCCAAUAUCGGUCAUCGGCCUCCUUGCCUACUAACAAUCGGUAUCGGCCCUAAAAAAAAACAAACAUAUUGGUCUGUGUCGAGCAAAAAUGAUCACUUAAAAAUCUGGCCAAAAAUUAGUGAGCCAUUUUUGCCAUCUUGUGACCCAACGCCUCAAAUAAUGUUCUUCUUACAUUUUUUCCAACUUUGACCACAAACCGACUCACUUGGCGAACCGAUCACGAGGCUUUCGUGAAACUGAGCCGGUGACACACGAUCUGACAACCAAACUGGCCCGACCGCUGAGGCGGCUGUUUGUUUCCAACGCCAGCGGAAGCCGAAUGAGCUCCCGCCCACGAACUCACCGACGCUACUUUCUCACUCGCUUACUCACACUCUCUGGGCGUGGCGCUCCUGUCAGCAGGUUUGGGCGAGACGGCGAUUCUCUUCGAAACGUCGGGCGAUUCUUCGUGUGACGUUGACGCUUCCGACGUCAUGUGGAGUCAAAAAACACGACAGGAGAUUCGACGGGAUGCGUCGUCGAUGGUGCAUUGGAAGUGUAUUUUGUAUGUAGCACAUUCAAAAUGACCUCCAGUAAACUCGAGGUACAUAUAAUAAAUAUGUUAAGAAUAUGAAAUAAUACACUUAAAUAGUAAUAGUACAUCAGAGAUGUAUAGAAAUAUGAUGUCAACUUGCUACAUGAGAGGCGUGUCAUGAAAUAUGAGGUACUAUCCUAAUAUGUAAUAUAUUCAUUCAUACGAUAUGACAUCGAUAUGCGACAUUAGGAUAUGUGAAUGUGGUCAAUUAAAGAAUGUAAAUAUUCUACAUUCAAAGUGUAUAGACGUUAAAGAGGUAUGUGAAUAUGACACAUUAGCGGUGUACCGGUAUACAGUAUGAUGAAAAUAUACGACAUUGAUGAAUGCAAUAUCAUAUAUUAAAGAUGUAACAGACAUGAAAUGUGUAUGCAUUAAAAUAUGAUGUAAUUAUGCUGCAUCAGCGAUACAUGAUGUAAAUGUGACCAACUAGAGGUAUCGAUAAAUAUGUCAAUAUUCUACAUUAAGGGUGUGUGGAUAUUAAAUAGGACGUGAAUAUGAUAUAUUAGGUGUUUACAUGAAACACAGUAUGAUGUAAAUAAGCGGAGUUGCAUUAAACAUGAUGUAAAUGUGAUACAUUAAAGGUGUACAGGCAUUAAAUAUGAUUUUAAUAUGCUGAA
Phyllopteryx taeniolatus (common seadragon) is the source of this 7232-nucleotide messenger RNA. Its product is annotated as desmoglein-2.1-like. Gene Ontology annotation, biological process: homophilic cell-cell adhesion. Gene Ontology annotation, molecular function: calcium ion binding. The coding region runs from base 754 to 3957 and encodes 1067 amino acids. NCBI's taxonomy places the organism in Eukaryota, Metazoa, Chordata, Actinopteri, Syngnathiformes, Syngnathidae. The transcript is spliced from 14 exons. Gene Ontology annotation, cellular component: plasma membrane; desmosome. The record is from RefSeq and is a predicted model, not a curated record.